Talaromyces atroroseus is the source of this 2310-nucleotide messenger RNA. RefSeq lists its product as hypothetical. NCBI's taxonomy places the organism in Eukaryota, Fungi, Ascomycota, Eurotiomycetes, Eurotiales, Trichocomaceae. Gene Ontology annotation, molecular function: DNA-binding transcription factor activity, RNA polymerase II-specific; DNA binding; zinc ion binding. The record is from RefSeq and is a predicted model, not a curated record. The coding region runs from base 1 to 2310 and encodes 769 amino acids. Gene Ontology annotation, biological process: regulation of DNA-templated transcription; DNA-templated transcription. The transcript is spliced from 6 exons.
AUGCCCGCUGGAUCCUCGCCAGUUUCCACCGGCAAGCGGAAACGUGCAGGAAUUGCGUGUGACUUCUGCCGCCAGAGAAAGUUGGGAUGCGAUAAUGUAAAACCAGCGUGCGAGAACUGUAGAUUCCACGGCAAAACCUGUACUUAUUCGGAACGCGUGAAGAAGGUUAGGCCGACCAAUGUGCAAAUCCGGCAGUUGGAAGAAGAGAAUGAGGAGCUUAAGAUAUCCCUAUCAAAGCUCAGUUCGCAAGUGAAACCCACUGCGGACCAAAUGCAAAAUGCUCGGAAUUAUCAGGAGGAAACCAUGACUGAUGAUGGCAUCGAGGGUGUACAGCAUCUGCCCGAUACUCCGGUAUCUGCCUCGGCAAAUCAACAGCCGCCCUAUUUGUCGACUGGUGACCGUGAAGUCCAUUUUCACGGCCCUUCUAGUGCUAUGUUUGACGAGUCAUACCAUCAGAUCACCAAUAGUUCAAACCCGGGGGCAACUGCUGACCGUUCAAAGAGUUUCCAACUGCUUGGUGCCUGUAUCAAACAGCGUCAAAUGGAGCCCAUCGAUCUAGCUGCGAACCGACUCGAUUUUGACGGCGUAGACCCCGAUUUAGGAAUGCAUCUUUUAUCGGUCUUCUGGAAUAGACAGCAUGCUAUGGGAUCACUAGUUUAUCGGCCGGCAUUCAUGCGUGACAUGGCUUGUAAUGGACCUUAUUUCUCAAAGAUACUACUGAACGCUAUAUAUUUUGCCGCUGCUAAAAAUUCGACUCGAGCUGAAUUUCGUUGUGCAAGGAUCGCCGUUACCAACGAUGAUGACAAUCUUGAGCUUCCCGCCGUAGUAUCCCCUUUUAGACGCAGAGCUGAAGAAUUGUUGGCAUCACCGGUUCGUGCUGGGGUGCCAGUUCCAGUAUCGAUGAAAAGUGAAAUCACGACAAUCCAAGCCCUGUUGGUCAUGUCAGAUGCCCUCUUUACGUGGUGCGAUGAACGCAGCCUUUCCUGGCUCUAUUCUGGGCUUGCCAUCAACAUGAUUGUCGAUCUCGGUAUUCACACGGAUAGACAGACUUCCGCUAUGAAAAAGGAUUUCCCCCCGGAGCAUUUAGAGGUUCGCCGCAGGUUAUUUUGGGCUGCAUUUGUCCAAGAUAAGGUCCAGGCACUUUACCAAGGCCGCCCUGCUCGUUUGCGCUGGUCCGAUGUCAAUGUACCCAUUUCUUUCUUGGAUGAUUAUGAAGAACUGGAACAAUUUAGUGCGCUCUCCUACUCAGCAGUUGAUGUCCCGACAGGUUUCUCCACGCGAAGCGUCUCUAUAUUCGAGCAACUAUGCAAAUUGUCGAUUAUAAUGGAUAAGAUACUCUCCAGUAUAUACGGAGAGAAUUUCGGGGAGAAAAAUGUUACUACUCUUCUCAGUAUAGCACAGUCUCUCCAUAGUGAGCUCGAGCAUUGGCGCAAGGGGCUCCCAGAACAUCUCGACAUGAACAUGAGCAAUUCCAAGGUGUCGUCUUCUUUGACACCUCAUGCUCUAUCUUUAAUGUCCAUGUUUCAUUCCCUUGUGAUAUUAUUACACCGUCCAUUUGUAUCUGACGGACAUAUACGCGGUACCUCGGCGUCUGUAAUUCGCGAUGCUUUCACCACAUGCGCCGCUGCUGCUUCGGCAAUUGACGGCAUACUGCGUGUCUUUUUGCAACAGUUUUGCAUCACCACGGUGCCUUAUUUCAUGUCUUAUGCAACCUACGUGAGCGGGACUAUCCAUGUCCGAAUUGCCGCGCAGAAUGGACAAGGCUCCGAGGCACAUCAGAGUCUUCAAAAUUGUCUAAAUGUUUUAUCUGAACAACAAGGCGUGUGUCGUGCACCCCGCAGGGCAAGACAGAUUCUUCUUCGCUUGGCUCGACGAUUAAACGUUAGCAUAAGUGAGAAGGUCGGUGUUGCUUCUACUGCCGGAGGAGCCAAGCAAAAUGAAACCGAAAACAAUGGAAGCGACGUAUCUACUAUAACAACAGGUCCAGGGGCGGGUAUUAACACGCCGAUCAGCGCUACGCAGGACCUUGACCAUAUAAUUGCUACUUCUCAAAGCGAUUUCGAUCUUAUGAUGUCUGAACUGGAUAUUGAUGCCAUUAUCCAAAGCUUCGAUUUUGAGCAGACAAUCAAUGCCGAACAGGUGGAUCAGCUUGCAGCUGGUUCUGUAUCCAAGGCGGACAGUAAUAUUAAUUUAAACAUUCAAGAUAAUCUGCCAUCAGCCGGCGAGGCUAACACUGACAAUUACUGGUCAUAUCAGGACCCAUUGUUUGGUUAUGACUCUUUUCUUAUGGAUGACACCUUGAUUUUCUAG